Penicillium brevicompactum is the source of this 795-nucleotide messenger RNA. RefSeq lists its product as uncharacterized. The record is from RefSeq and is a predicted model, not a curated record. Gene Ontology annotation, molecular function: protein binding; histone H4K20 methyltransferase activity. Gene Ontology annotation, cellular component: nucleus. The transcript has a single exon. Bases 1 to 795 code for a protein of 264 amino acids. NCBI's taxonomy places the organism in Eukaryota, Fungi, Ascomycota, Eurotiomycetes, Eurotiales, Aspergillaceae.
AUGAAAGACACAAGCCGACGUUGCUCUAGAGUCCAGAGCAAGCCUCGGCAUCUCAGCCCGGCGAAGCUGGCGCAACUGGAUGACAUCGCGCUAGAUCUACUUAUCGACAGGAUGACGCUGCGACAGGUCAACUUUCCGGCAGAGACGCGUAAGAGUUCCACAGCGUAUCUGCCGCGUCGACCCGUCCGCAAGAGAGUGUUGUCGAAGAUCCUUGGCGCCGAGGGACAAUUUGACAUCCAUCAAAUCCAUCGCCGCAUCGUACAAAUAGCUUGCUUGGAGGGGUCUAUUCCAGUAAGCGGGACCGCCGACGCACAAUUCAAGUGGUUCAGCACGCAGCUGAAAAGCUAUCUUCAAAUCUACAACCCCAAGUGUUCUUUUCAGAUUGCCAUGUCUGAACAUCUUCCUAGUACGCACCCUGAAGCUGCGGUUUUUGCGACGCGCGCCUUCACAGCGGGGGAGUCAAUUCAGUUCCUCAGCGGGAUCUGUGUGCCUUUGACAACAGAAGACCAGCUGCAACUCGAAAAGGCGGGUAAAGACUUUAGCAUCCUCCAGUCACCUUGCAGUCAAGACCUUGCAAUGUUUCUCGGCCCUGCUCGAUUCGUCAACCACGACUGCCACGCAAAUUGCGAGAUUAUAUGGGCUAAAGGGCGCAGGGCCAUCAUUGUGGCCCUGAAAGACAUCCAACCCGAUGAUGAGAUUACCGUAUUCUAUGCAAAAGACUAUUUCGGAGAGAAUAACCAGCACUGCUUGUGUCGGUCCUGCGCACGAGCCCGAUCGUCUCCGGACGGGUGUUGA